AUGUAUUCGAUGUUCUUAGGAACUGGUCGAAAGAAACCUCUAUUUGAUCACAAAUUAUGGAAUAUUCAUGAUCGUGUCAUCACUGCUACACCUCGUUCCAACAAUUCCGUGGAAGGCUGGCACAACGCAUUUGCUAAUCGUGUCUCAAUAUGCCAUCUAAACAUCGUGAAACUGACAGAGAAGAUUCGUCGUGAACAAUCGAAAUUCGAAGUGAACAUGGCAAAGAUUCUCCAAGGUCAUAUUAUCAAGACGAAGAAAGCCUGUUAUCGAAGAUUGGACGAACGUAUUACUCGGCUGGUCAAUGCAUUCGACUCAUCUCGGCUGGAUGAAUUCUUAAAAAAUAUGGCAGCUAACUGUAACGAUAAGUUGGACUCUGUUGAGUUUAUAUCGUAUUGA
Messenger RNA from Rotaria socialis, 396 nucleotides. The record is from the annotation of a GenBank genome assembly. Lineage: Eukaryota; Metazoa; Rotifera; Eurotatoria; Philodinida; Philodinidae.